AUGAGGCCAUUAGGCUAUAUUUUGAUAUGCUUCUUUGUAGGCACCGCACUUGCAGGUGAUACACAUGACGAGUCCCAUCAUACGACUCUUGUUGAAGCAGUUUCAAGCACAACCAGUACCAUGAACCAGCAACUACAGCCAACAACCUCUUCCAAUCCCGACGAACUACAAGAAACUCCAGAAGGCUUUUUAGAAUUUCUGACCCGUUGCUCGCAGGAAUGGACAAACUUAUCAACCUCAUGGCUGAGAACUAGAAAUAUGUUGGCGAAUGCACUGUUUGAAUUCCGUCUAUCAAAACUUCAAGCAACAGGAGACGAUAUCAAGUAUGUUGAUACACAGUUGGAGGUAGUAACCAGCAAGUUGACUACUAGCAACAUACAAUUGUUUAAUAUAGACGUAGAGAAAUCCAAAGUUGUGGUAACCAUCGAGAAAUUCCAGCAAGCGAUGAGGAAUCAAGAUUGGGGGACUGUUGAUCAAAUGAUUAGAGCAAAAGACAGUGCAGAAGCAUACAACUGUUAUAAAGAUUGGGGUACACUCCUUUCAGAUUGA
Batrachochytrium dendrobatidis JAM81 is the source of this 549-nucleotide messenger RNA. RefSeq lists its product as uncharacterized. NCBI's taxonomy places the organism in Eukaryota, Fungi, Chytridiomycota, Chytridiomycetes, Rhizophydiales. The transcript has a single exon. The record is from RefSeq and is a predicted model, not a curated record. Bases 1 to 549 code for a protein of 182 amino acids.